AUGCUCGCUUGCUUCGGUGGAACCAUCCCGGUAGCGUCCAGCUCUUUCGCAGACGGUCGCCAGAAAUCGCUCAAGUCGCACGAAGGCCUGCGAAUGGCCGCGGCGACCCUUGAAGACAGCGACUAUGACGGCGACCAUCUCACGACCGCCAAGCGACUGAACCAUCCCCCGCAUCUUCACCACCCUAAAGCCGUCACGCCGGAUGCUGACGUGGCCGCCGCGACCGCCAUCGCCGCUGCAGCCGUAGUUGGGCCUGCUGUUCCUGUCGCGUCGCGUUCCGUGAAGCCGCUUAGUCAUCAUACCAAUGGCGGGACGGGUAGAUCUGGCGGGAGAGAAGGGGAGAAGGCGCAAGUCGCGCGAUUUAAGGAAGAGGUUGAGGACGAGGAGGACACGUCAUGCAGUAGCGAGUCCGCGAGAGCCGCCGGAUCUUCCGUGGGCUCCUGCGAGAGCACGUGCUUCCGAGUGCCACGUGGCGGGAUGGGGUUUGGCGCGGGAAUUGCGGAGAGCAGCGAGGAGCUGGACGAGUUGAGACUGGAAGUUGCGGAGCUGAGGCGGCGAGUGGCGAGGCACGAGGAGGAGGCGAAGAAGCUGCGAGAUGAGGUGCUCUAUCUUCGAGCUUGCGGCUACGAGAUGCACUUAGCUAAGAGCCAGCAGCAGCAGGGGCGCGUUCUCACACCAGCGACCAGCGCCUCACGGUUACCGUUCCAGGACGUGGGCAACCUUCCGGCAGCCGUGCCCGGGACCAUCUUAAACACGUUUGGGAAUCCCGAGAAUGCAAUGUCGAGCUUAGAGAUGAUGAUGGGGAUGCGUGUAGCGGGGAUGGCUGAGAACGCAGAGCUCAGGGGUUCUGAAUCAGCAGGAGGCGGAAGAGGAGGAGGAGCAGGAGUGGUGGAUGAAGGAUCGGCGGUAGAAUUAGCCGCAGCAAGAGUGGAAGCAGGGAAGGUAGGACGAGGCUGGGAGCAGCACGAGCAGGGGCAGAAGGAGAACAGGGAGAAUUGGGAGAUUAGGCAGCCUGAGAACGGUUCGAAUGGGUUGAGCGGUUUGAACGGUUGUCAGGAACAAGCCAGUCCGCGAGGAACGGGAGGGGUACAGGAGAGAGGGCGUGUGCAGGAUAGGGGGAGUGUGGGCGUGCGGGAUCCGAGGGGUAAUGCGAGUAGUGGUGAUGGGUUGUCCGUCCUGCCCCCCCUCUGGGCAUCUGAUUCCCCUUCCAAAGAGAAUGGUCACAGGGAGGGUGGCGGGGCACGUGGCAGUGCUGCUGCUGCUGCUGCUGGGGAAGCUGAUGUGGCGGUGGUACCAGCAGCUCUUUUCUCUCCUCGUCCCGCUGCCACAUCAGCAUGCCCUGUUCUGCCGACAAGGCCUGCCACGUCACCAGCCGUCGCGCGGCCGCCGGUGUACAGCGGGCGAGCAAGUCUGGAAAAGAUGAGGCCGCCGCCUAUAAAGGGGAUGCCCCUGCCGUGGGAGUCGGUUGAUGACGUGGCGAAUCUGCAGGCUGCGAUUGGCCGCCAGGGGGAUGGAGGUAGUGGUGUUGUUGUUGCUGCUGCUGCUGCUACUGGGAAGGAGGGAAGGGUUUACACUGUAGGAGAAGGGAUAGGAGAGCAGGUGGAGCAGGGUAAGCAGGUGGGACAGAGGGAGGAGGGAGAGCAGGUUGUAGGCAGGAGCGUGGAGGCUGGGACGACUGGGGCGGGAGGUGUGGGGCUGGCAAGAUCAGGUUCGGGAAGCAGUGCGGUGAAGAGCGGUGGGAGGAGGACUGGGCCUGCCCUGGUGUGGCGAGUGGUGAACGGAGAGGGUGUGUGGACGCUGGCUGGGAUGGAGGGGUCACAGGAACAGGCAAGCCAGACUGCUCUGCAUCCCACAAACCCCUUCCUCUCCGCGCCAGCUGCUGAUGGCUUGGUCUGGGAAGAACAUGGCGCUCCCAUUGCAGCAUCCGCGUUACAGGUGGGCCCGUUAGAGGUGGCAGCGGCGAAUGGAACAGUGUCGACGACAGCAGCAGCUGCUCCCGCGGAGUGUUUUCUGGUAGCGAGCCGACCAAAGCACGAGCAGCAGCAGCAGCUGAAUGUGACAGAGGCGGCGCAGGACCACCAGGGAGAGAAGGUGAAAGGAAAGAGUGCGAUGAAAGGCGCUGCUCCUCGCACUGCUGCUAACGCUACACUCCCCACCACAACACUCCCUGCCACACCUCCCACUGCCACACCCCUUGGUGCUCCGCCAACCGCUGCUGCCCCCACCACUCCCUUUGCUGACGCUAUUACCCCAACCUCCAGUGCACCCGGACUGGCCAAUCCUGCUUCGCCAGCUGGACUGCCAGCUGGACUGCCAGCAGGGCCGGAGGCGAAGCCAGCGCUGUGGGCAGCAGCAGUGGCAGCAGCGACAAUGAUGACCCCCACUGCCGCCCGGAUAUCCGACCUCCUCUUUGGCUCCUCCCCCUCUCCCUCCGGUCCUUCUGACCUCACCCCUCCCUCUGGUUCCUCUGACCCCACCCCUCACUCUGCCCCCUGUCCGCCCGCUGAUAGUUUCUCUCUGGGUGUGAGCCAGGGCUUGAGGGGAGGGGCAGGGGGAGCAGGAGCAGAAGGGGAGAGCGUGGGGGCGAGGAGGAAGGGAGUGGGGGAGUCAGAUAGCUCGCUCACGCUGGUGCGAGGGGCGUCGUGUCGAAGCUCUGUUGACACGCCCGGGUUUGCAGCGGGUGGUGGUGCUGGUAAUCGUUCCUCCCUGCCUGCUGUGAGGGGUGAAAGGCGAGGGGAGUGGGAGGGGGAGAGUGAGGGGGAAGGGAGCGAGGAGGAGAGUGAGGUGGAGAGUGAGGGGGAGAGUGAGCAGGAAAACGAGGGGGAAGAGAGUGAGGAGGAGAGUGAGAGCGACUACAGUGAGAGUGGAAGCAGUAGUGAUGAGGACGAAGAGGAGGAGGAGGAGGAGGAGGAGGAGGAGGAGGAGGAGGAGGAGGAGGAAGAAGAGGAAGAGGAGGAGAGGGGUGAGGGUGGGAAGGUGGUUGGGGGGGAGAAGAGUGCCACAGAGGAUGACAGAAGCUGUACCAGCUUCCUCUCCUCAGGUGGGGCCACUGCUGCGGCGUCAGCCCUCUCAGGUGAAAUACCAGGUUUCUCAGGUGAACUCAACGCGUAUGCAACAGACGCAGCAGUGAACAGGCAGGGGCCGUGUGAGGCCGGUUUUGAGACAUACGCGUCUGAUUGGAGUGAGGGGGAGGAGGAGGAGGACGAGGAGGAGGAGGACGAGGACGAGGAGGAGGACGAGGAGGAGGAGGAGGAGGACGAGGAGGAGGAGGAGGAGGACGAGGAGGAGGAGGAAGAGGAGGGAGAGAGGGAGGUGGUACCUGCCUCUCCGUUCAGGUCUACCUCCCCCAGAUCUACCUCCCCUUUCAGCCAGUUGUACCCGCCCGCAGCCAGGCUCCACUCGCCCAAGUCCGCGCUGCGAUCGCCUGCAGGCAAGUCCAUGCUGGUCAACUCUGCAUUGACCAAGUCAACGCUGCCAAAGAGCAGGUCUACCUCCCCUCAACGCACCUCCCCUACACGCACCUCCCCUACACGCACCUCCCCCACACGCACCUCCCCCACACGCCCCUCCCCCACACGCACCUCUCCCGUCUCCCCUGCGCGCACCUCCAACCGUUCGCUGAGGCGCACCGUCUCCCCUAUAAGCAUGCUCGCUUCUCCGUUGAAGCGGCUCCUUGUGCCCGAUGGCAAGCGGAGCAGGUCCCCCUCUCCCACUGGCCGCUUACCUUCUCCUGCUGCCCCUCUCUCUCCUUCUGCUGCUCCGCGCUCUCCUUUCGCUCCCCACUCCCCUGCUGCUCCGCGCUCUGCUGCUUCUCAUCUCUCUGCUGCCAUCGCGUCUGCUCGCUCACCCUCUCCCGCGCCCUCGCCUGUCGCUCGGUCGGCCACUCCUGUUGCAAGGCCGCGGGGGCAGGCAGAGGUGGGGAGGAUGAAGAGGAGGGGUGGUAGUGAUGGUCGCGGUGAUGGGAGGAAGGAUAAUGGUGUGGGGAAUGGCAAUGGCGCAGGGACUACCAAUGGUGGCGGGAAUGGGAAUGACACAGGGGUUGGAAAUGGUGGUGGGAACGGCAACUGGGGAAGUGCUACAAGCUGGGAGACGGAGGAGAAAUUGGUGGUUGUGGAGGGGAGUGCGAGGACAGGACGGAAAGGAGGGAGAGGGGAAGGUGCGUUGGAGGGGAGAGGGGAAGGUGCGUUGGAAGCAGGAAGGGGGGAGGAAAGGAGGGAUGCCGUGGAGGCAUCGGCGUGCGAUGUGGGCGGGAUGCUUGAGAGGAGGAGCAGCAGCAAAGGGGAGCGGAGCAGCAGUCGGGGGGGAGGAGGGAGGAGGGGCAGCAAGAGCAGGGAGAGGGUGAGGAAGGGUACGUGGACGAGUGGGGAGUGGGAGGUGUUUCAAGGGCCAGGGAGCGACGAUGAGGAUGAUGAGGAGGAGGAGGAAGAAAAGGAGGGAGAUUCGGGACGUCAGAUUAGAGGGAGAUCACCUGUACCGAGACGAACGGCGUCCAUGACGUCAGCUGGGAGCAGCGUGACGUCAGCAACGUCCAGAGGCAGUGGGGCCGGGGGUGGGGAAACGGACGGGGUUAGGGUUCAGUCCAUUCUCUGCAAGAGCAAGUCGCCUAGGGAAGCUUAUGAGACACAGCAGGUCACUCCUGGUGGGCAUGAUGGUGGUGGUGGUGGUGCAGCAGCAGAGGGUGAGCUUAUGCCCGAGGCAGCUGGAGAAGGCACAGGUGGUGCUACUGUUAGGAGGAGGGCAGAGGGCUACCCUGGGAAUGCUGAUCGGGGUGUUGGAGUAGGGAUUCUUGGGAAAGAUGAUGCAGCGAGGAAAAAGGAGAAGGCUGGGGGGUUGGGCAGGAGGGAGGAGGGUGGGGGAGAGGUGGAGGGUGGGGGGAAGAAGGAGAGGGCGUGGAGGAAGGGGAGUCCGUUUGGGAAGAGGAGGACAACAGGAGUAGUGCAGGAUUCAGAGCGACAGGAAGACAAGUGUGGGGUGGAUGGAGGGAGAGGGGUAGAGGAACAAGAGACUCGUAAGGGGGAAGGGCACAGGAGCCGGAAUCCGUUUUCCAGUGGGGAUGAAGGUAGGAGCUCUGACGAGGGGGGUGCAGAUGCGGCUUUGGAUAUAAGGGCACCUGAAAGGCUAGAAACCGUGACAUCUUUUUCAAAGAAAGGGGACGUCAGGGCUGCUGGGGUAGUACUAGGGGGCAGUUGGAGGCGUUAA
Closterium sp. Naga37s-1 is the source of this 5199-nucleotide messenger RNA. NCBI's taxonomy places the organism in Eukaryota, Viridiplantae, Streptophyta, Zygnematophyceae, Desmidiales, Closteriaceae. The record is from the annotation of a GenBank genome assembly.